Formica exsecta is the source of this 1316-nucleotide messenger RNA. Its product is annotated as odorant receptor 43a-like. Bases 1 to 1215 code for a protein of 404 amino acids. Gene Ontology annotation, cellular component: plasma membrane. Gene Ontology annotation, biological process: detection of chemical stimulus involved in sensory perception of smell; sensory perception of smell. The record is from RefSeq and is a predicted model, not a curated record. Gene Ontology annotation, molecular function: olfactory receptor activity; odorant binding. The transcript has 7 exons. NCBI's taxonomy places the organism in Eukaryota, Metazoa, Arthropoda, Insecta, Hymenoptera, Formicidae.
AUGGACAUUACCAAACAUUCAGGUUACAAAGAUUUUGUGUGGGCGGUUGAACUACAUCGGAUCAGCUUGGAAGUGAUCGGUUUAUGGCCCGGAACCGAUAAAACAGCUAAGGACAGUUUCCUUUCCGAUCUUCGCGUGAGCGUUAUUUUCGUUAUAGUAACUUUUCUGUCAGUUGUUCCUCUCAUAUGUUCUUUGAUACGUGUUUGGGGCGAUAUGAUUCUCAUGAUAGACAACCUCCAAGUUACUUUUUCUUUAUUGAUGGUUUCGCUAAAACUGAUCAUCAUGCGAUGGAAACGUACAGCUGUUUCAUUCAUCGUGAGGAUGAUGGCAAAGGAUUGGGUAGAGUUGAGGGUAGACAGAGAGAGGUACGUGAUGAUCAAACGAGCUCGAGCUGCCCGACUGAUCGUGAUCUGCGGAUACGCUUUGAUGAUAUUCGCGUUCAUCGUGCUCAUCAUUCUUCCGUCAUUUGGUUUACACUUUCGAUACCUGACGAAUCUCACGGAUCACGGCAGACUGUUACCGUUGCAGGCGUAUUAUUUCUACGACACGGAUAAGAGCCCGCAAUUUGAGCUCACUCUUGUUAUCCAAGCCGUGACAACAUUACUAGGAGCGAUAACUUACACAUCGGUGGACUCUUUUUUUGCAUUGACGAUUUUUCACAUCUGCGGUCAGUUGGAGAAUUUCAGAUACCGAUUAGUUGACUUGGCAUCGCGCAAAGAUUUCGAUAGUAUUCUGCGCGAUAACAUGCAGACUCAUAUACAACUGAUAAGAUUCGCAGCAAAUAUCGAAAAUACGUUCACUUUAAUGAUGUUGGGACUGGUAUUCUAUUUUGGUAUUGUAUUUUGUCUAUACGGGUUUCUAUUGGUUACUGUAAUUGGCGACGAUGAGAUAAGUAACAUGUCCCCUCAACGAAUAUGCUUCGUGAUGAUCGGUAUUGUUACUUUAUUGGCGCACACGUUUCUUUAUUGCAGCGCCGGGGAGAUUGUAAAGGAACAAUGCGAGGCAAUAUAUCGCGCUAUGUGCAAUCUUGAGUGGUACAGAUUGAAACCAAAAGAGGCAAGAACCCUGAUUUUACUAAUGAUACGAACCAGCGAACCUUUUCGUAUCACCGCGGGAAAAAUAUUUCCAUUAACGAUGACUACAUUCUGCAGUCUAUUAAAAACGUCGGCCGGUUAUAUAUCGUUUCUACUAGCAAAUCGCGAAAUUGAAGCAUGAGAAAAGUUAUAUCAUUUAUUUAGAAAUUGAAAGAGGAUAAAUAAUAAUAUAUUUCCAAUGAGUGAAAAUUAAGACCAAAAAUUAAUAACUAUAUCGGUUAG